AUGGCGUUUGGCAUGAUGCUGGACGCCAGCCCUUGUCCAACUCUCAAAGGAGCUGCCAGUCACAAAGAGAAAACCAUGAAAUGCUGCCAUUAUAAAAGGGGACCAAAGGGCCGCCCGACACCUGAUCUCCCCCUGCGGCCCUGCUGCCCUUUUGUCCCGGUAUUCCAUAUCUCCCACCGGGCACUGUCGUGCAUUACAUUAAAAAAAAAAAAAAAAGUCAGCGAGCGUUGGAGCAACGAUGGACCGCAGGCUCAGCGUUGGCGUGCUCAGACAUGGGAAAUAAGCAGACCAUUUUUACGGCAAAGCAGCUGGACGCCUACCAGACUCUUCCACCGCUAUCACGAUUUGGCACCGCAGCUCGUUCCCCUCGACUACACCAACCAGCCAGAUGUGAAGCUACCAUACGAGCUGAUUGGCUGCAUGCCCGAGCUGAAGGACAAUCCCUUUCGCCAGAGGAUCGCCGAGGUCUUCUCAGAGGACGGAAAGGGAAACAUGACGCUGGACGACUUUCUGGACAUGUUCUCCGUUCUGAGCGAGAUGGCGCCACGGGACCUUAAGGCCUACUAUGCCUUUAAGAUUUACGACUUCAACGACGACGACUUUAUUUGCAAGUCGGACCUGGAGAAGACUCUCAACAAGCUGACCCGCAACGAGCUGACGGAAGACGAGGUACGCAUGGUGUGCGAGAAGGUGCUGGACGAGGCCGACCUGGACAACGAUGGCCGUCUGUCGCUGGAAGACUUUCAGCAUAUGAUCGUACGAGCGCCAGACUUUCUCAGCACCUUCCACAUAAGGAUAUAAGUUUGACUGCCACCUACCAAUGCACUUCAAAUGCCGACGACUGAGAGGAAAGUGG
This is a messenger RNA of Nerophis lumbriciformis (worm pipefish), 856 nucleotides long. RefSeq names its product calcium and integrin-binding family member 3-like. Gene Ontology annotation, molecular function: magnesium ion binding; calcium ion binding. The record is from RefSeq and is a predicted model, not a curated record. Lineage: Eukaryota; Metazoa; Chordata; Actinopteri; Syngnathiformes; Syngnathidae. Gene Ontology annotation, biological process: calcium ion homeostasis.